Molecule: messenger RNA, 494 nt
Organism: Drosophila eugracilis
Lineage: Eukaryota; Metazoa; Arthropoda; Insecta; Diptera; Drosophilidae
Exons: 2
Coding region: 129-380 (83 amino acids)
Source: RefSeq, a predicted model, not a curated record
GGGAUAGCUCGAUUUUCAUUCGAUUCGGCCUCUUCAAACAACUCGGAAGUCCGUCCAGAAAAAAGGUUCACUACUAACUAUUCAUUUUCUAAAAAUUUGUACGGCUCUUUAUAAAAGUGUCAGUGAGCAUGGACGGCUUCUGUGGUAACAACAGUUGCAGCUUCAGCAGAGGCUACUUGCAAGGACCGAAAACCAACAACUGUGGAUCCUGCUGCAAUUGUCCUGGCGGCCAUUGUCCCCGAAUGGAGGCGGGCGGUAGUGGCAACGGGGCGCGAGGGCAGAGUCAGUUCGAAUGUCCUGGUGGCAACUGUUGCCCUGGUGGACGCUGCCCUGCUGGAAAGGCGCACUUUAAUCAAGGCUGGCAGAGCGGGAGACGCUAGCACCAAACAGCUAGCUAUCCCGCCACACUCGGCAACCUCCAUUGAAAUCGACUACCUCCCACCGGCACACUUAGAAAAAUUGUAAUUCAGAUAAAUUUAACGUGGUGAAAAGGC